This is a messenger RNA of Oldenlandia corymbosa var. corymbosa, 4075 nucleotides long. Lineage: Eukaryota; Viridiplantae; Streptophyta; Magnoliopsida; Gentianales; Rubiaceae. The record is from the annotation of a GenBank genome assembly.
CUUAAAGAUGAAGAUUGUACAUUUCAAGCAAAAAUCUCAUUAUCGAUCAAAUUGAAAAUCUGGUUUUCUAUGCUUACAUCUCCAAUGCUGUGUUUAUCACAUGCAUGUUUUGCACCAAAGUUAAAAAAGAAUCUGAAGUCAUAAUUGCAGCAUGUUUUCGAAAAUUGGAAAAGGCGUCAAUGUUUUGUUAUUUCUACUAGUUCCUUCUUUGGUGAAAAAAUAAUGGAAACCAAAAUCAUGAAAUAUGAACACACACACACACACACAAUCACUCACUGAAAUAGAAGAGCACACUCUGUCCCCCUGAGGCUUCAUCUUCUUCUCUCUCUCUUUCUGUGCUCUCAAAUCCAUCUUUUUUGAAUUGAGCUAUAUAAGCAAGCCCAUAAACAAACAAACUUCCAGGUCUUCCAUCCCACAUGAAAAAUGUCUAUAUCAGUUCCUUUUUAGUUCUUACUCCCUCUCUACUUCUUCCUUCCUCCUCCUAGUACCAAAAAAGCUGCUUUCUUUCUUUCUUUCCAACUUCCCUUCAUCUCUCAUCAUUCUGAAACAAAAAGAAACCUUCACUUCAUUGCUAAUAAUCCAUCCAACUCAAAAAUUACUUUUGAAGGGGGAAAAAAUGAUUCUUCAGAUUGCUGUAGUGGUUCUAGCAAUGUUCCCAUUCAGUUUCUGUCUGAAUCAGGAAGGGGAGAUUCUUCAGAAAGUUAAGCUCAACUUCGACGACCCGGACGGUUUCUUUUCCGAUUGGACUGACCGGGCUGAUACGCCUUGCAAGUGGAAGGGCGUUACUUGUGACCUUCAAUCCCGUUCCGUUACUUCUCUUGACCUCUCAAGUGCAAAUCUCGCCGGCCCUUUUCCGGCCUCCUUACUCUGCCGCAUGCGGAACUUGACUUAUGUUUCAUUCUACAACAAUUUCGUGAACUCCACCUUGCCGGAGGCGGACCUCAUUGCCUGCAAUUCCUUGGUUCAUCUCGACUUAGCCCAAAACCUUCUAACUGGGACGCUUCCCACUUCCGUUGCAGAGCUUCCAAACCUCAAGUACCUCGAUUUGACUGGAAAUAACUUUUCCGGCAAGAUUCCGGCAAUCUAUGGGACUUUCCGGCAACUUGAGGUUCUGGGCUUAGUCGAGAAUUUGCUCGAGGGAACAAUCCCGGCAUUUUUGGGCAACAUCUCGAGCUUAAAGCAGCUGAACUUGUCGUACAACCCGUUUACACCGGGUCGGAUCCCGCCGGAGCUGGGUAACCUGACGAAUCUGGAGACUCUUUGGCUCACCCAAUGUAACUUGAAUGGAGAAAUCCCUGAGUCACUGGGUCGAUUGACAAGAUUGGCCGAUUUGGACUUGGCUAUGAACUAUCUGGAAGGACCCAUUCCGGGCAUACUCACGGAGUUAACUAGCAUAGUCCAGAUAGAGCUGUAUAACAACUCGUUGACCGGGGAGUUGCCGGCCACCGGCUGGUCGAAAAUGACGGCGUUAAGAAGAAUUGAUGCUUCUAUGAAUCAGCUGACUGGAACGAUCCCAUCUGAGCUGUGUGACCUGCCGCUUGAGUCUCUCAACUUGUACGAGAAUUCUCUGGAAGGCGAAUUGCCGGAAAGCAUAGCUAACUCUCCGAAUUUGUAUGAGUUGAGGCUUUUCGAGAACAAUUUGAGUGGAAAACUGCCAAAGGAAUUAGGUAAAAACUCACCUCUAAUAUGGAUUGAUGUGUCAACUAACAAGUUUUCUGGUGAAAUCCCUCCAAAUUUGUGCGGAAAAGGGGUUUUGAAGGAGGCUUUGAUGAUUAACAACUCAUUUUCCGGCGAAAUCCCUGCGAGCCUUGGUGAAUGCCGGAGUUUGAAUCGGGUCAGGCUGGCCGACAACAAAUUAACUGGCCCUGUGCCGGAUGCGCUGUGGGGGCUCCCUCAUGUGUCAUUGCUGGACCUCAAAGGCAAUUCCUUGUCUGGUGGAAUUGCCAAGACUAUCGCCGGUGCUUCAAAUUUGACAUCUUUGAUUUUGUCAAGUAACAAAUUCACUGGCAGUAUCCCGGACGAACUGGGACUUCUGGAUAAUCUCUUGGAAUUUUCUGGGAAUGAUAAUGUGUUUCUUGGUCCUUUGCCUGGGAGCAUUGUAAAUCUCGGGCAAUUAGGGAAGCUUGAUCUUCAUGAUAAUGGUUUGUCCGGUGAGCUGCCGAAAGGGAUUCAUUCUUGGAGGAAGUUGAAUGAGUUGAAUUUAGCCAACAAUGAUCUGUCCGGGAAUAUUCCUAAAGAAAUUGGGGAUUUAUCUGUCCUGAAUUAUCUCGACUUAUCAGGAAAUCGAUUCUCUGGGAAGAUACCUAGUGAGCUCCAGAAUUUAAAGCUCAAUCAGCUCAAUCUCUCAAAUAAUAGGCUUUCUGGGGAUAUUCCUCCACUUUAUGCUAAAGUCAUGUACAAGAACAGUUUCUUGGGCAAUCCUGGAUUGUGCGGUGACAUAGAGGGUCUCUGUGAUGGAAGAAAUGAAGCCAACAAGGGUUAUGCUUGGGUGUUGAGGCUGAUUUUCGUUGCGGCAGUGCUGGUAUUCAUUGUUGGUGUGGCCUGGUUCUACCGAAAGUACACCAGUUUCAGAAAGGUGAAAAUGGCGAUUGACAAGUCGAAAUGGACUUUGAUGUCGUUUCACAAAUUGGGUUUUAGCGAAUAUGAGAUAUUGAAUGCUCUGGAUGAGGAUAACGUGAUUGGAAGCGGUGCCUCUGGAAAGGUUUACAAGGUUGUGCUCAGCAAUGGAGAAGCUGUUGCCGUGAAAAAGCUCUGGGGAUGUUCAAAACUUGCGGAUGAUGAGAGUACUACUACUCAGAGUAGUGACAUUGAGAAAGGUAGUAAUUUCCAGGACGGAUUUGCUGCAGAGGUGGAGACACUGGGUAAAAUUAGGCACAAAAACAUUGUGAAACUUUGGUGCUGUUGUACUGCGAGGGAUUGUAAGCUCCUGGUUUAUGAGUACAUGCCUAAUGGCAGCUUAGGUGAUUUGCUCCACAGCAACAAAAGUGGCUUGCUGGAUUGGGCAAUAAGGUAUAAGAUAGCCAUGGAUGCUGCUGAAGGCCUUGCUUAUUUGCAUCACGAUUGUGUUCCUCCUAUUGUUCAUAGAGAUGUAAAAUCCAAUAACAUAUUGUUGGAUGCCGAUUUUGGAGCUCGAGUUGCUGAUUUUGGUGUUGCCAAGGCGGUUGAUCCUAAUGGGAAAGGCGGAAAGUCCAUGUCUGUCAUUGCAGGGUCUUGUGGUUAUAUUGCACCAGAGUAUGCAUAUACACUCAGAGUGAAUGAGAAGAGUGAUAUAUACAGCUUUGGUGUAGUUAUUCUUGAGUUGGUGACAGGAAGGCUUCCAGUUGAUCCUGAAUUUGGCGAGAAGGAUUUAGUUAAGUGGGUUUGCACUACAUUGGAUCAAAAGGGAAUUGAUCAUGUAAUUGAUACAAAACUUGACUAUUCUUGCUUCAAAGAAGAGAUAGGGAAAGUCCUAAAUGUAGGUCUGCUGUGUACAAGUCCCCUACCGAUUAAUCGGCCCUCGAUGCGACGAGUGGUAAAGAUGUUGCAAGAUGCUGGCGGAAUCCAUCUCAAAAAUUCUAGCAUGAAGGACGGAAAAUUAACGCCUUAUUACUACGAAGAUGCAUCGUCGGAUCAAGGAAGUGUAGCUUAAAUUUGAGACUUUCAGCCUGCCUUCUCCUCUUGUUCAUUAGCUAACAACAAUUAAGUGUUUUUUUUUUGCAAGUUCCCCUCCAAUGUUAAUUUUUUUUUUCAGGGGGUGAGGGAUGUGAAAGGAGUUUAAUGUUGGUUUGGUCAUUGUAAAUUAACACCCCACCAAAGAGUUGGGUCAUUCCAAGUUCGAAAAAAGAAAAUGGUGAUUGAUUUGCAUUAAGUUUGGUACCUAAAUACACUGUGGUUUUUGUUCUGAUGGUGACUUCUCUCACUUCAUCAUUUCCUAGGUGAAUUCUAGUUGAUGUUAAUAUUAGUAGGGCAUUUCCAGGUAGAGUUGUUGCUCAAUUGGUACUAUUUUUCAUUAAAAAUGUGAGCAAACAAACCAAAUAUGGAAGGGUGGUACAACUCCCCCUGGAUUCGUUUCUUUCAAUUCUCUACAAAUCUUGAG